AGCUGGUCAGGGCUAUUAAAUGAAAAAUCAAUCAAGGCGUGUAGGCCGUCCUGAGAGAUCAAGGUUCGAGCAAAGCAUCUGGAAACAGCUUGCAGCCUGAACGCAGCAGAAGUUUCCCGGGCGGCUCGGCUCAGUCUGCAGGAUCUCCAGCUCUCUCGGCCCGCGGAAGGUUCGGAGGUUUCGUGCGUCUGUGCGCGGUGAGCUAUCUGCAGCUGCACACCAUGGUGAUCCCCACCGCUGGGUUUUGUUCCCAGUUCCUUCGGAGGACCGCUGCUUUCUCCGCUCCUCUGAGGGUUUUCCGAACACCGUGGACACGUCAGCCAGGAUUACCUGCUGCUGCAGCUCGGAGCAUCCAUGUGGACUCUCCCCCUGUCGUCCCCACUCUCACCACCAGCUACGUUCACGGCACGUCGUCCACGGCGCUGCUCCACGACACGGUGGCAGAGGCCCUGCAGAAGUCCGUGGAGCGCUGGCCCGACAGGGAGGCCAUGGCGUUUCUGCAAGACGGAGUCCGCAAAACCUACGCAGAGUUUCAACAAGAUGUGGACCGGGCUGCUGCAGGACUUCUGGCUCUUGGGCUCAAGAAAGGAGACCGACUCGGCAUGUGGGGGCCGAACACUUACGAAUGGAUCCUGUUCCAGUUUGCAACCGCUAAAGCUGGGAUUAUUCAGGUGUCUGUAAACCCAGCAUACCAACAGAUGGAAGUGGAGUACGCCCUACAGAAGGUUGGCUGUCAAGCCAUUGUGUGCCCUACAGAGUUUAAGACUCAGAAAUACUGCAACAUGCUGAAGAAGAUCUGUUCUGAAAUCGAGUCGUCCAGCCCAGGAGACAUCAAGAGCGCCAGACUCCCAGAGCUUCGCUCCGUGAUCCUCCUGGACAGCAGGCAGCCGGGAAUGUUUCACUUUGACGACGUGAUGCAGGCGGGAGACAGCCGCCAUGCGAAGCAGCUGCAGGAUCUGCAGAAGAAGCUCUCCUUUGACGACCCGAUAAACAUCCAGUUCACCUCGGGCACCACAGGAGCUCCGAAAGGUGCCACUCUUUCACAUCACAACAUCAUCAACAAUGCCUACUUUGUUGGGAAAAGAGUUGGGUACACCUGGAAGCCCCACACCCGUGUCUGCGUGCCGGUGCCUCUGUACCACUGCUUCGGCUCUGUUGGUGGAGGGAUUGCUAUGGCCGUGCAUGGCCUCUCCCUGGUGUUUCCCUCGGCAGGGUACAACGGAAAGGCCAACCUCGACGCAAUGCAGAGCGAGAGAUGCACAUACAUCUACGGGACUCCCACCAUGUAUGUUGACAUGCUUAACCAGCCGGAUUUGGCUAAAUAUGAUUUGUCAUCCGUAGAGGGAGGCCUCAUGGCUGGCUCUCCGUGCCCCGCAGAGCUGGUGAAGAAAGUGGUGCUUCAAAUGGGCAUCAAAGAAUUGACGAUUGGAUACGGCACCACGGAGAACAGCCCAGUGACGUUCCUCGGCUGUCCCCUGGACAACAUGGAGAGGAAGUGUGAGACUGUUGGCUACAUCGUGGACCACGUGGAGGCUAAAAUAGUAAACCCUACAACUGGCCAGAUUAUGCCUCUGGGGAUGAAAGGGGAGAUAAUGGUCCGAGGAUACUGCGUGAUGCUGGAAUACUGGUCCGAACGGGCUAAAACGGAGGAGUGCAUCUCUAAAGACGGCUGGUACAGAACUGGAGACAUCGGCAGCUUGGACGCCUACGGCUACUGCAAGAUCGACGGCAGGAUUAAAGACAUGAUCAUCCGAGGAGGAGAGAACAUUUACCCGGCAGAGAUCGAACAGUUCCUCCACAUGCAUCCCAAAGUGAAGGAGGCACAGGUGGUUGGAGUCAAAGAUCCUCGAAUGGGUGAAGAGGUCUGUGCCUGCAUCAAACUGGUGGACGGCCAGGAGUGCACAGCAGAGGAGAUCAGAGCAUACUGCAAAGGACAGAUUGCCCACUUCAAGAUUCCUCGCUACAUCCUCUUUUUGACCAGCUUCCCACUCACCGUUACUGGAAAGAUCCAGAAGCAAAAGCUACGUGAGGAGGCCGAGAAGCAGCUGAACUGAAUCAGAGGAAAUGACAGACUUCUCUCCUGAACGGAGAGAAUCCAAUUGCUGUUUCCAGUACAUAAACUGUAUAUGAAUCGUGUAACAUAAACUACAAUUUGGAUUAAGCCAUCCGGCCAUCAGAACAAGAUAAAAUGUCUGGAGAAGCAUCUCUGGCAGACGGUGUAAUCCGUAAGCAGACCAGCGAUGGGCAGGGAUCUUUAAACUCUGAUUAGUGGGUCAGGUAUUUAAGCUCUUACAAGAAAAAGGCAUUAAUUCGUUUUAUAAAACGUUAUGACAAGGACGCGAUUUACUCUGCAAACAUGUAUAGACUCAGAUCCAGGUCGAAAGCAACACAGGAAUCAAGACGGAACAUAAAAUAUGAUUUUAGCACUCAAGUGUGAUUUCAUUUCUUUUAAACAGUUCUGCUCUGACCGUCCUGUGAGGUUGAUGUGUGCGGACAAACUUGUUGGUCUGCUCAGUUUUUACCCAAAACUUCCAUUUUUAUCAUUUUUUUUUUUUUAUCUCAACUUGAAAUAAACUCUAUUAAAGCCAGACCUGGGUGUUCCUCUUUUACGGGAAGAACGGAGGCGUUUUUCUUCAUCCCGGCAGCAGGUGCACGCCUCCCCGGCCCUCCACAUGCCGCUCGCUCUGAUUAAAAAUGUAAAAAAUGAGCCGACAUGGCAGACACGCUGAAAGCCGUAAAGAAUUUCCUGCCUGGACGACAUGUGCGGGCUGCAGGGUCGGGUGUCGGCGGCUGUCUAGACCUGAAGGAUUCGGCCCAGAAAUAGCUUCUAAAACAAACGUUGGCUUUUGGCUCUUAAAGGAGGAACCUCAAGGUUUGCUUUCCUUCUUUUAUUUUUCUGUUAUUUUAUUUCACAUACUUCAGGUUUCAUUAAAUGUUUCAGGACGUUUUAUUCUUACAGAAAGAGCCAAGAGGAAGGAACGUUGGCUGAAGUGGCCGCUGAAGAUUUUUGUGGGGUUUUAACAUUUAACAGAAGGUAAAAUCCCAGCAUCCAGUCAGUUUAGACAAGAUUUCAUUCUUGAAACUUAAUUGCAAAGUUAAUAUAUAUACAUAAACUAUUUGUCCAUUUCUUUUUCUCAAUAACAGAAAUAUCUUCCCUUCUGCUGAUCAGGUUAUUUAAAUUUUGCAGCAAUAUACAUUAACACGCUUUUAAAUUUAAGGUUUUAAAGCUGAGACGGUCUUUAUCAUGUUCUGAAAUUAUUUUAAUCCAACUGUAAGUGUAUAAAAAUCACACAACAGAUUUUAAACUGUCUUCACUUGAUGAAAAACAAGAAACACCCAAACUGAGUGUGGAAAAACUAAAGUAAUUGGUGUGACUGAUCACCUUUACUAGAGCAGUAAUUUUGUCAGUUUGCUGUUCUGGAACAUAUUUCUGCUUCUUAAUAAAUUAUAUCAUUUUUG
Poecilia reticulata (guppy) is the source of this 3459-nucleotide messenger RNA. It is a transcript of the gene acsf2, whose product is annotated as acyl-CoA synthetase family member 2. Gene Ontology annotation, molecular function: medium-chain fatty acid-CoA ligase activity. Gene Ontology annotation, biological process: fatty acid metabolic process. The record is from RefSeq and is a predicted model, not a curated record. NCBI's taxonomy places the organism in Eukaryota, Metazoa, Chordata, Actinopteri, Cyprinodontiformes, Poeciliidae.